Messenger RNA from Juglans regia (Persian walnut), 1757 nucleotides. Its product is annotated as cyclin-P3-1. Gene Ontology annotation, biological process: regulation of cyclin-dependent protein serine/threonine kinase activity. The record is from RefSeq and is a predicted model, not a curated record. Gene Ontology annotation, molecular function: protein kinase binding. Lineage: Eukaryota; Viridiplantae; Streptophyta; Magnoliopsida; Fagales; Juglandaceae. The transcript is spliced from 3 exons. Bases 603 to 1400 code for a protein of 265 amino acids.
GAGGAUGACUUUGAUUAAAUUAGAAAUGUGUAUUGGUUUCCUAAUUCGGACGCCCUACUAAUUGUUAGGGUUAUCUUUAGUAUUUUUUCAGUUGGUUAAAAGUUGACAUCUUGCCGGGAAGUUCGGGAACAAGGGUCACCGAGAUCUGUCCGUAAUGGCGGGGAGAAAGAUUAAUCUGGUGUAAAGUAAAAGAACUAGGCUUCGAUAUGCAAUUUGGGUCUGUUAAACUUUUAUCGAAUAAGCAAUUCGUCACCUGAUUUGCCUCCUAACCAACUUCGAAUACUGCAUUUUUUAGAUUGAAACAGGAUUGAAGCUUAUUGAAUCAAUUGCACGGUGUGUAUAAUAGUGACAACUUCUGGAAGUUUGUUCAUGCUAUUGUACACCCAUGCGAAGGAGAGAUUGAAUACUUUCAAUCUUAGAUUUUGUUGUUUUAUUCAUGAUAAAUCCCCAAAUUUGGAAAUCAGCUAGAUCUGGUGUAAGCUUAGACUGAUUUGCUACUGGAUGAAACAAUAUAAAAAGGUAGCUCUCAGAUUAUAUUUAAGUCACAAACAUCAAACUAAGUCUGCAUUCAGAAGUUUCUUGGUAGGGGGAGCUAUAGGCUUAUGGGAAUCCUUUGUAGGGGGAAAGGAUGUUGUCAAAAUCAAGAAACACAGACAGAACCUAUUUCAAGAAAGUCAACGGAAAAGAAUUCAAGUAAAGUAGUGUAUAUCAUGGCCAGUGGAAGAAAUGGAAGGAUAUUGGAGAUGGGUACAUUGGCAUUUCAUGCUCAGAAUGUAGACUCAGAUAUUUACCUUUCAUUGGGGCUUACAGAAUUGAGAAAAGGCUUUCUGGGAAGUCCACGGGUUUUAUCACUUCUCUCCUCACUGCUUGAGAGAUCUGUUCAAAAAAAUGAGUUGCUAUUGGAGAUGUCACAAAUUAAAGAUGUUGUUACAAUAUUCCAUGGUCAGAGAGCACCUACUCUGAGCAUCCGGCACUAUAUUGAUCGAAUCUUCAAGUACUCUGCUUGCAGCCCUUCCUGCUUUGUUGUUGCACAUAUCUAUAUCGAUAGAUUCCUCCAGUGUACAGAGGUUCAUUUAACAUCCCUAAAUGUUCACCGGCUUCUGAUAAUAAGUAUUAUGCUCGCAGCAAAGUUUAUUGAUGACGCAUUCUUCAACAAUGCCUAUUAUGCCAAAGUGGGAGGAGUAAGCACUGCAGAGUUGAACAGGUUGGAGAUGAAGUUUUUGUUCAGUAUAGAUUUUAGACUCCAAGUGACAUCGGAGACUUUUGGAAGAUAUUGUGCGCUAUUGGAAAGGGAAACUGCAGAAGUGCUCCAAAUUGAACGGCCUUUUCAAGCCUGUAGAAUUAAAGAGAGUUGGUCAAACAAAGAUGAUUCAAAUUGUGCUUCCACAGUUGCACGGUGAAAAUAUGGAAUUAUGCACCAUGUCUGAGUAUAAACCAAAUUUCUGAAACACAAUCAAAUUAGAAAGCAUGCUUGUCGAACAUGACCAAUCGUGUUAGGGACACCAUGUUUGUUUGAUUACCGUCUUUCAAAUGUUGUAAUUGGGUACAGAUUGAAAUAGGUUUUUUCAUAGUUCUAUUCAUCCUGUGCUUUUUCUCAAAGCACCAACUUCUUGUGGUUUAUCCCUUGGGUUCGGGUCUUCAUCAAUGCAGGUGUAAACAUAGAUUUAAGCAAUUCUAUGGUUGAAAGGAGAUUGAUUGCAUUUCUGCUGGAAGCAGCUACUGGUGAGUAAAAUGGAAGCAGCAAAUCUUUUACAUCA